UUCCCGCCCACGUGACCCGAAGGUGACUCACAGCUGAGCGGCGUACAGUGCAAGUACAGUGCUGUUGGGGAGAGAGAGGGCAUUUGGCGGCAAGGGGGGAGACGAGACGCCGCAGGGGAGAGACACAGAGGAGGAGGGAGGGGGGCGGACGCUAAGGGGGCACGCCGCUUGUCCGUGUCCUGCCCUGACUGCCGCAGGAAUUCGCGACCCGACCAGGAGCCGCACGCCACCCUCGCCAUGGUGCAGCUCACAAAGCGAGCUGACCCAGUGGAGCUCAAAGCCGUCUUCACAAAGUACUCGACGGCGCACAAAGAUGGGGAACAUUACAUGACCCCCGAGGAUUUUGUACAGCGAUAUCUGGGCCUCCACAACGAGCACAACUACAACCCACUUACCGUGCGCACGCUGGCCAGCAUCGCCGACACCACCAAGGAUGGGCUGAUCUCGUUUCAGGAGUUUUCGGCCUUCGAGUCGGUGUUGUGUGCCCCCGAUGCUCUGUUCAUUGUGGCCUUCCAGCUCUUUGACAAGGAGGGCAAGGGAGAGGUCACCUUCGAGGGCGUGAAGGCGGUUUUCAGCCAGACUACGAUCCACCAGCACAUCCCUUUCAACUGGGACUGCGACUUCAUACGCCUGCACUUUGGGCACACACGCGACAAGCGGCUCACCUACGCCGAGUUCACACAGUUCCUGCAGGAGCUUCAGCUGGAGCAUGCACGGCAAGCUUUCGCACUUAAGGACUCCAACAAGAGCGGCACCAUCCCCGCGCUGGACUUUAAUGACAUCAUGCUGACGAUCCGCCCGCACAUGCUGUCUCCCUUUGUGGAGGAGAACCUCGUGUCGGCUGCUGGCGGCGCGACUUCCCACCAAGUGAGCUUCUCCUACUUCAACGCCUUCAACGCUCUGCUCAACAACAUGGAGCUCUUCCGCAAAAUCUACAGCACAUUGGCUGGCUCGCGCAAGGACGUCCAGGUCACCAGAGAGGAGUUUGUGCUGGCCGCCCAGAAGUUUGGCCAGGUGACUCCGAUGGAGGUGGAUAUUCUCUUCCAGCUGGCUGACCUCUAUGAGCCAAGAGGUCGUGUGAUCAUGACCGACAUCGAGAGGAUAGCUCCACUGGAAGAGGGCUCGCUUCCCUAUAACUUGGCUGAGGCACAGAAACAGCAUGCACCAGACAAGUCGAGACCCAUCCUGCUCCAGGUGGCCGAAUCCGCUUACAGAUUUUCCCUGGGCUCAGUCGCUGGAGCUGUGGGCGCCACGGCGGUGUACCCCAUCGACCUGGUGAAGACGCGCAUGCAGAACCAGCGUUCGUCGGGCUCCUUCGUGGGCGAGCUCAUGUACAAGAACAGCUUCGACUGCUUCAAGAAGGUCGUGCGCUACGAGAGCGUCUUCGGCCUCUACCGCGGUCUAAUUCCUCAGUUGCUUGGCGUGGCGCCCGAAAAAGCCAUCAAGCUCACUGUGAACGACUUGGUGAGGGACAAAUUCACGAAGAAGGACAGCUCCAUCCCUUUGAUCGCGGAAAUCAUUGCUGGAGGCUGUGCCGGCGGCUCCCAGGUGAUCUUCACCAACCCGCUGGAGAUCGUGAAAAUUCGGCUGCAGGUGGCCGGAGAGAUCACAACGGGCCCGCGCGUCAGCGCGCUCAAUGUUCUCCGUGACCUGGGCUUCCUGGGCCUCUACAAGGGCGCCAAGGCAUGCUUCUUGCGCGACAUCCCCUUCUCGGCCAUAUACUUCCCCGUGUACGCGCACACCAAGAGCUUGAUGGCUGACGAAAACGGGCGCGUGGGGCCGCUCCAGCUGCUGACCUCGGGAGCCAUAGCUGGCAUGCCGGCCGCGUCACUCGUCACACCGGCCGACGUCAUCAAGACGCGGCUGCAGGUGGCGGCACGCGCCGGCCAAACCACCUACACCGGCGUUGUCGACUGCUUCGCCAAGAUCCUGCACGAGGAAGGUCCACGGGCACUCUGGAAGGGGGCCGGGGCCCGCGUGUGCCGCUCCUCGCCGCAGUUCGGAGUCACCCUCCUCACGUACGAGCUGCUGCAGCGCUGGCUUAACGUCGACUUCGGCGGCAGCAAGCCCGCUGGAUCACAGCCCGUGCCCAAGUCCCGCAUCUCCUCGCUGCCCCCGACCAGCGCGGACCACAUUGGGGGCUACCGCCUGGCCACCGCGACGCUGGCCGGCGUCGAGAGCAAGUUCGGCCUCUACCUGCCGAGAUUCGGCCCCUCGGGAGGGGGGGCGCCGACCGGCCCCGUGGCGCAGACGUUGGCCGCCCGUGGUUAGAGAGGGCUUCUCUAAGCGUCACCCACUCCCAAACUGCAAAUUUGCUCGCCUGCCCACCCGAGGCUUCCAGCACUCCUCUCCGGCAGCCGCCCGUCGCCCGGGUCUCGCUGCUAACCAUCGUCGUCUCCUAGAAAUAUAGCGGUGUUUUUAUUUAGCAUGCAAAAUUAGUACUGUAUAAAUGAUAUAUAUAUACAAAGACGCGCCGACACAGGUGUGUGUGUGUUUGUGUGUGCUUGUUAAUAUAUAUGGCAGUGUCAAGUGUUCGUAUAUUAACAUUCCCACCAUGUUCAUUUCCUUUGCCAAGAUUUAAACGUUUCUUAUUUGAGUUCCACCUUUGCGUGGUUCCUGGCCCCAAGUGUUAACCAAACAUUAUUUACACCAUCCGUGUUCAGUUUAAGAGGACAAUUAUUUGCUUCUAAUGUUAAAAAGUAAGAGUUUAUAUUGUCAUAAGGCGCACACUGUCAGACAGCUGACUGCCUGCUACCUUUAACAGGUCCAAAUUGGAAUAAUAUUUCACAUAUAGUCACAAUUAUAUUUUUAAAAGUGUGUAUACAAACUUGGUUGAUCCUUCGAAUCUACGUGUUGGACAGCUCCCAACAAAAUGGCAAUUUUAGGGCUAGCAAGCCAGUCUAUUGUCCCAACUUUUUUUCAGAGACAAUGGGCAAGAACGUACAUUCCAUGGUCUGUUGUAGUUUUUGCGCGCGCCUAAGGCUGACCACACGGUGGUCACUGAGUCUCACUCGCCCAGCACAGAAAGCUGCGAUUUCAUGCCAGUUCUCUGUAUCGGUGGUAAGUUGACUCCAGUCCUUGGUACCGGAUGUAAUUAUUGACGACAACAGGGUUUAGUUGGUCCUGUGAGUCUACAUUUUGUGUCUCUGCCCUUGUGAUCUGGUGAGGCUGAUUACAUAAUGCUUGAAAUAUAUAUAGUUUGUCCUGCUAACAAACUCUGGGAACGUGUUACUAAAGUUUAAACGGCCAACCGCACAAAUGUGAUUACUGCACUGUUGAGCUCACGCAUGCUUCAUGCUGCUACACCCAACACUGUGCUCUCAUCCAUGGAUUCGCUGUGGAAUUGUCGUAUAGGCAGAUGCCCGACACAACCAACGCUACCACUUUCCAUCCAAAACGGUUGCCUAGUUCAUGUGAAUCGCGUGUUGGCACUCAUUGAACUUAGGUCACCAUUUUUAUUUUGAAGAAGCAAGGCACAGUGUAAUUUUUCACAAUCGUUGCACUGUGUUGUAUUCGUAACUCUACCAAAAGAAAGAAUCCCUCUGUCGAGUAGCCCACGCAGGAAACCCAAGUGCCCAUGUCUGGUUGCUGUUAGCGCAGCCCUGAUUAAAUAAAGUUAUGUUUGUAUUUACCGCAGGUGGUGUGUUCAGUAGCUUUAAAGAGCCAGAUCAGUGAUGAAAACAGGAACGUUUAAACUGGGUGGUGGUGGUAGUGGUAUUUCAUACUGCUACCCCGGGCCCUGUUGCUAAUAAGAUCCCUAUUCAACGCUGACCCUCAACUCACUUUAUCGUCACUUCAGCGCGAUGUUUAAGACUCCACUUGAACACAGUCACAUUUAUUUGAACGGAAUCUACUUUAAAAAAAAAGCCACAAUUGACAUUCCAAGUCUAGCAGUCACUUUCCAGUAAACAUUGAGGACCAGGCCUCCUUGUACCGAGCCAUUAAAUGUCAGAAAAAAAAUUAGUUUCAUAAACCAAGUUUAUCUUCGGGUGUUGGCACCUUAAACUUGUGUUGCUUGUAGUUGUGCUACGUCUCCACUCGCUGUUGGGUGCUCUUCUCUUACUAUAGUGCUUGGAGCAUAUGUGCAAUUCCUCUUAGAUUUAUAUAUCCGCUAAGUCGAAGCUAAUUCAUUUAUGUGGCAAUCUGUGUUCCCUGUUCAUAGGUUUACCGCAGAUUUUGUUGAUAGCUUUGCAAUGAGCUUAUAUUGAAGUGUCGAUGCUUAUUUAUUAUUUUGGAAAUGUGCGAUUACACAUAUAUGCAUUCCCUAAAACACAUUUCGAUUAUUUUGCAACAGUGUUCGCUGCCGCAUUUUGGCAAAUGCAGUUGAAAAUCUAGUCCCCCCCGAUGUAAUUUGUUUUUAUAUUGAUAAUGAACAUAAAUUAAUAAAAGUACAAAGAUAAAUGUUAAAACAAGUGUGGGAGGCUACAUUAAGCUAAGCCUCAUACAAACACGCAUGCUCCUAUGGUGCUGUCAAUCAUUUCAAUGAAAUAAUUAGCUUUAAAUAAAAUCGUGAAAGUGUGCACUAACUGCAUAUGAAAACGCACAAACCCAAAACACAGCACACUCCAGCAAUGUUUAAGCUACGAAUGAACAGUUCUGUACUUUUUUUGUGCGUGUUCCGUCAAAGCAGCGUCGUUUUCUUUUGCAGUCGACUGCUUGGCUGUUUUCCUUUCUCUUUGCAAUAACGCAGGGGUCGCGGUAACUUAUAUUUUUCGCUGACUCGCACACUCCUAGUAUGGGGGGAGGGGGGGGGCGCAGUGGCUUGGCAACUCUGUCUGGAGGGUGUCUUGUAAUCUCUCUUCGCAAGGGGCGCUCGCUUACCAACAACGUUCACGCGCGCUUGCGACGAAAAGGCGCUUCUUGCAUCGAAGUUGCCCCUCGCUCGGCCGCACAGCAAAAUUGAGCUGCGUCGACCUUGCUGCUGGUGCGCUGCGAUUACGCGGUCGGAAAUGUGUACGCGUGGACGUUCAGCUGAGCAUUUGGGAGACGGCGCGUAUUUUAUGUGGCCCUCUCCACAAUAGAGAUGCUUUGCCGAUGUAGAACAACUGGUAAAUGGCCUGUCAGCGGGCCGCAUUUCAUUUUUACAUUCGCUCUUUGUUGAAGAGGUUUUUUUUAUUUUAUCAUUCUCAGGAAUGAGCACAUGCUUGAAUGCAGGAACAGGGCUGUCCAAUAAAACCGCAAGGCAAACGAA
This is a messenger RNA of Petromyzon marinus (sea lamprey), 5191 nucleotides long. Its product is annotated as electrogenic aspartate/glutamate antiporter SLC25A12, mitochondrial-like. Gene Ontology annotation, biological process: L-glutamate transmembrane transport; malate-aspartate shuttle; aspartate transmembrane transport. The record is from RefSeq and is a predicted model, not a curated record. Gene Ontology annotation, molecular function: L-aspartate transmembrane transporter activity; calcium ion binding; L-glutamate transmembrane transporter activity. Lineage: Eukaryota; Metazoa; Chordata; Hyperoartia; Petromyzontiformes; Petromyzontidae.